AUGAAAAACAGGACCAAAUUCACUGAGUUUAUUUUGAUGGGCCUCACAAAUCAACCUGAACUCCAGUUGGUAAUAUUCAUCUUUCUGAUUCUUGCGUACAUGCUAAGUGUCCUGGGAAACCUGACUAUCAUCAUACUCACUCUAGUAGAUCCCCACCUCAAGACCCCUAUGUAUUUCUUCCUCAGGAAUUUCUCCUUCUUAGAACUUUCCUUCACAUCCAUUUUUAUUCCCAGACUUCUGACCAGCAUGACAACAGGAAAUAAAGCCAUCAGUUUUUCUGGAUGCUUCACUCAGUAUUUUUUUGCUAUAUUCCUCGGGGCAACUGAAUUUUACCUCCUGGCUUCUAUGUCCUAUGACCGCUAUGUGGCCAUCUGCAAACCCCUGCACUACAUGACCAUCAUGAGCAGCAGGGUCUGCAUACAGCUUGUGCUCUGCUCCUGGCUGGGAGGAUUACUAGCAAUCUUACCCCCAAUCAUCCUAAUGACUCAAGUAGAUUUCUGUGUCUCCAAUGUGAUUAAUCACUAUUUCUGUGACUAUGGGCCUCUCCUGGAGCUUGCCUGCUCAGACACAAGCUUAUUAGAACUGAUGGUCAUGUCUUUGGCAAUUUUGACUCUUGUGGUGACUCUGGUGCUGGUAACACUUUCUUACACAUACAUCAUCAAGACCAUUCUGAGGAUCCCUUCUGCCCAGCAAAGAACAAAAGCCUUUUCCACAUGUUCUUCCCAUAUGAUUGUCAUCUCCCUGUCUUAUGGCAGCUGCAUGUUUAUGUACAUCAAUCCCUCUGCAAAAGAAGAAGGUGCUUUCAACAAAGGCAUAGCAGUGCUCAUUACUUCAGUUACACCCUUGUUAAACCCCUUCAUUUACACUCUAAGAAAUCAGCAGGUGAAACAAGCUUUUAAGGACACCAUCAAAAAGGUUGUGAUGUUUUAA
Molecule: messenger RNA, 930 nt
Organism: Erinaceus europaeus (western European hedgehog)
Lineage: Eukaryota; Metazoa; Chordata; Mammalia; Eulipotyphla; Erinaceidae
Product: olfactory receptor 6C4
Exons: 1
Coding region: 1-930 (309 amino acids)
Biological process (GO): G protein-coupled receptor signaling pathway
Cellular component (GO): membrane
Molecular function (GO): olfactory receptor activity; G protein-coupled receptor activity
Source: RefSeq, a predicted model, not a curated record